Heterotrigona itama is the source of this 2089-nucleotide messenger RNA. The record is from the annotation of a GenBank genome assembly. NCBI's taxonomy places the organism in Eukaryota, Metazoa, Arthropoda, Insecta, Hymenoptera, Apidae.
AUGGAAAAGAGAAAGAGCAACCAAUGGUGGUGGAGGAGGAACCCGAUGGCAAUACAACAAUAUGAUUAUACGGCGUGCUGCACCGGUUUUCUGCAGCAGCUGCCGUCGUUUUGGGGGAUCCAACAGAAACAGACGAGGAAGGGCCGAAGUGGUGCACUGUCAUGGAUGGUGCUGGUAGUAGUAAAGGCAGAAGGUGUCAAAAUUGAGCAGAUCGUCCUCCCGUCCGGCGGCGGUGAUCUCGCCAAAAUUUGGAGGAUGUUGAUGCCUGGUGCCGCUGGUCUUAGUGCCGUCGGUGCGGUUGGUGCCGUUGGGGCGCCAGGGCCGGACGAGUUAGUCUCGGGCCUUGGUGCGUUGGCCGGUACUACGCCUCAACAAAAAGACACUACAUGGACGAAACUUUUCGUCGGGGGUUUACCUUAUCAUACAACCGACAAAAGUCUCAGGGAACAUUUUAACGUGUAUGGCGACAUCGAGGAAGCCGUGGUCAUUACCGAUAGGCAGACUGGCAAAAGUAGAGGCUAUGGUUUCGUGAUCAUGGGAGACAGGCCAGCAGCAGAGAGGGCGUGCAAAGACCCUAACCCCAUAAUCGACGGUCGCAAAGCAAACGUCAACUUGGCGAUUCUUGGAGCAAAGCCUAGGGGCAACCUACAAGCGAGUAAGUUUGCUCAGCAGUAUGUAAAUGCUUAUUGAAUGAAUACGAAUUAUGCGAAAUAUUAGGAAUAGAUUCUUCAAUUGCUGGUGUUUGGCCUUUUGUCGCUUGAGCGGUUUUGCACUUAUAUUCUGAUUAAUAUUUAAGUACUAAUUCUUUGGUUACUUCAAAUUACUAUUUGGUAUUCUAAUACUUUAUUUUUUAUAUAAGAAGAUUUCAAAUAUUCCUUCGAAGUUUCUAACAGUACAUGGAUAUAUAUUUUUUUAGUAUCAUAUUUACUGUUGAUGAAAUGAACAUGAACAAUCUUGGGCCAAAAAUUAUACUGUUUCAAAAGACAGUAAAAAAAUUCUUUGUUACAAUCAUUUUUCAAGAUUUCAAGAUCGUUAGUUUGUUUUUAAUAUUAUAUUUGUAUUUAAGAAUGCUUGGUUCAAAAGAUUUUAUCGAAUUUAACUCGUGAAAGACGAAUAAAUAGUUACUCUUGUUUUUAUGUUUUUCUCGACUUUCAUCAUUAAAUUGAAUGAAAUGAAUAUUGAAAUAUUUUAUCACAUAAUAACGAAUAAGAUAUUUAGAUAAUCGUUUUUAAUUUUAUAUGAAACAUUAUGCAAGUAUAUUAUAACAUAUAUCAUACAAAUAUUAACGCUAAUUCUUAAUAAAAUUUGUAUUAAUAGAUCAAUUUCAAGCCUUUUAUAUAUGAUCUAUAAUUCGUGAAAUUGGACAGAGAGUAACAGUUCUUUCAAAUCUUGUCUCGAUAUAUAGAGAGAUUUACCGGAAUAGAUGUCAUUUCUAAUCUAUCAGAUGAUUUUUGCGCGUCAUCGUCACGAGAUUUACGUUGUUGAAGCAUAGCCAAAUCAGCGAAUUUCGUUCGUCACACUAACAGAUAAUACAUGUAUACUUCUUGGACGCAGAAUCACGCUUCUGUUUGAUAUAUCGAGGAUACGUGUCCAAGUCACUUGGAAAUUCAUCAAGAAGGUACUCUUAAUGGGACAUUUAAUUUAGAUGCCAGUUAGAAAAAUUUGAAAUUUGUGCCUUAUAAAGAAAGUCAAAUUGUAUUAGAUGCCUUUCGUAUCGAAUGUUAAAGUAAAUAUUUAUAAAACAGAGUGUAAAUUAUCAAAACAAGUAAUUCUCAAUUAGGGAUUUUUCUUACUCAAUAGUAAUUUAUAUUAAAGAUCAUCUUGACGCAAAAAUUUGAAUAAUUAUUGAAUGAAAACUUUCCUCAAAAGAAGAAAGAAUGUCGCAAAAGACAAUUUUAAUGAUCACAAAAUAAAACAAAAUAAAAGAAAUAAAUGGCAAGUUUAUCAAAAAAAGGCAUCGAACUUAACAUAAUCACAUCUAGUUUAUUUAAGCCGAUAUAUUUCCUGUUAGUUAAUUAGAUUUUGUUAGUUUCUAAUCUAACUAUUUAAAUUAAUCGUAUAUAAAUUGAAGAAGUUGGAACAACGAUGA